Molecule: messenger RNA, 786 nt
Organism: Xylaria bambusicola
Lineage: Eukaryota; Fungi; Ascomycota; Sordariomycetes; Xylariales; Xylariaceae
Exons: 1
Coding region: 1-786 (261 amino acids)
Source: RefSeq, a predicted model, not a curated record
AUGCCGACAUCCACAUCCCCAACGGACUUGACAAGCGUCGGCUAUCCGACCCUAGGCCCAUCAUGCACUUCGACGCCCGUAGACACAGGGAUCCUCGACAACGGAGACUUCGAGACGGGCUUAUCGCCGUGGAGUCUAGACCUAGUCGACCUCUUCAGCACAGACUACGCCCUGAUAUCCUCCUCCUCUUUCCCCCCAGGCCGCACCUCCUCCUCCGGCGGCGCCAACGGGUCCUGCACGGCCUUCGAAGUCCGCAUGGCCGCGAACCCACAGACCCAAGACCUCCGCGAGAACCUCCGUCUGCGGUCCGACCUCGUCUUCAGCCGUCCGGGCGCCGUGCUCCGGAUCGGGUUCUACGUGCGUUUCGCGGAGCGCAACGCCGCGCGCCUGGUCCUCUCCGCGAACGACCGGCUCCUCCUCGUCGUCAGCGCGCUGAACUACGGGCCCGGCGGCGACGCGACGAACAUCACUACGAAUUCCACCUCUCUUUCCAUCCCCACGCCGACUCCUCUUCCAGGAAGCGGGGGAGUCAGGAAGGGCGUGACGGUAACCCCGUCCGCGGACGGGGGAUGGACCCAUGUCCUCGUGGACUACGAGGCGGGCGAUCGCCUCCUGCAGCUCAUGUUCAGCUACGAGCUCGGGAGCGCGCCCGGGAACACCGUCGGGCUCGACCAGGUCGCCAUCGACCCGUCUGCCGUCGUCCACCCGCCUCUAUCGCUGCCGCCGGUACCACCUCCUGCGACAACGUUUGCGACGACGACGACGACUAUGCGGAAGCGGGGCUGA